AUGAAACUGAAGUGAAAGAAACUGUCCAAUGACGGUACAUCUAACAAGAAGUUAAACAUUAAAGCGGAGUGACACAAAGGUGGCGGGAGUUGUCGGGAGUCAGUAAGAUGGCUGAAGCGGACCACCAAGCUUCAGCUGAAGCUGAGCCCGGUCCAUACGUGCCUUUUGUUUUGGAGGAAUGGGAAAAGGAGGAGGAAGACUGGAAAGAGGUGGUGAAGCGGAAGCUCAGGAGGCAGUGCACGUGCAGCCCUGGCCGAGUGAAGGCCUUACUGCUAGGCUUCUUUCCCAUCAUCAACUGGCUCCCCCGCUACCGUCCGAAAGAAUGGCUGCUGGGUGAUACUAUGUCCGGGCUGAUUGUGGGCAUCUUGCUUGUGCCCCAGUCCAUUGCCUACUCGCUUCUCGCGGGCCAGGACCCCAUCUACGGCCUCUACACCUCCUUCUUCUCCAGCAUCAUCUACACGCUGCUGGGAACCUCCCGACACAUCUCCGUGGGUAUCUUCGGGGUCCUGUGUCUGCUGGUGGGCCAGGUGGUGGACAGGGAGCUCAGCCUGGCCGGCUACCUCACUGACGCCAACCAGACCGCCCUGGCCGAUGCAGGGAACGCGACCGCAGGGCCGGUCUGUGACCGUAGCUGCUAUGCCAUCGUGGUGGGAGCCACGGUCACCUUCACGGCAGGGGUCUACCAGGUACUGAUGGGGCUCUUCCAGGUGGGCUUUGUUGCUGUGUACCUGUCAGAUUCUCUCCUGAGUGGCUUUGCUACAGGGGCCUCCCUCACCAUUCUCACCUCCCAGGUCAAGUACCUGCUGGGUAUCAAAAUACCCCGGGCCCAGGGGCUGGGUUCCCUAAUCAAGACAUGGGUCAGUCUCUUCAGGAACAUUAGCCAGACCAAUGUGUGUGACCUGCUUACCAGUCUGCUCUGCCUGCUGGUUCUGGUGCCUUCCAAGGAACUCAACAACCGCUUCAAGGCCAAGCUGAAGGCUCCCAUCCCAUUUGAGCUCUUUGUAGUUAUUGUCGCCACGCUGGCCUCCCACUAUGGCCAAUUUCAUGAGCGCUUCGGCUCAGAUGUGUCUGGCACCAUUCCCACUGGAUUCCUGCCCCCCCAGCUCCCUGACUGGUCCCUUAUCCCAAAUGUUGCUUUGGACGCCCUAUCAAUUGCCAUCGUGGGCUUCGCCAUCACCAUCUCCCUGUCUGAGAUGUUUGCCAAGAAGCACGGUUAUAUGGUGGACCCCAACCAGGAGAUGUAUGCCAUUGGCUUCUGCAAUAUCCUGCCGUCUUUCUUCCGCUGUUUUUCCACCAGUGCUGCACUCACCAAGACGCUGGUCAAAGAGUCAACUGGCUGCCACACACAGGUGUCCGGAUUGGUGACUGCGCUGGUUCUACUCCUGGUCAUGCUUGUCAUUGCCCCCCUCUUCUACUCCUUGCAAAAGUGUGUGCUGGCUGUCAUCAUUGUGGUCAACCUUCGGGGGGCGUUGCAGAAGUUUUCAGAUGUGCCUCGCAUGUGGCGGGUGAACCGUGUGGAUGCUGUCAUCUGGCUGGUGACCAUGGCAACCUCUGCUUUGGUGAACACAGAGCUGGGCCUUCUGAUGGGGGUCCUGGUGUCGGCACUCUGUGUCCUGGGUCGUACUCAGCGGGCCCCUGCUCUACAGCUGGGCCAGGCAGGACACCUGGACUUAUAUUUGGACAUAGCCACCUACAGAGGUCUCAGUACUCAGCCUGGGAUCGUUGUCUUCCGCUAUGAAGCGCCCAUCUACUAUGCCAACCAGGGGCUCUUUAAAAAGGCCCUCUACCGCCGUGUGGGCCUGGAUCCAAUCAAGGAGAAGGCCUGCCGCAGGAAACAGGAGAAGCAGAAGAGGAAACCGCAAGCAGAUCUGGUGGCUGAUGAAGCAGCCACCCGAAGCAAGGGCACAGAGGUGUCCACCAAUGUCUUCCUGCCCCAGGGGAGCAGCUUUCACACCCUGGUGAUAGACUGUGGCCCUGUCCUGUUCCUGGACACUGCUGGGGUUGGGGCAAUGAAGGAAGUGUAUAAGGAUUACAAGGCAUUGGGGGUGCGGGUGCUGCUGGCUCGGUGCAAUACCUCAGUGCUGGACUCACUUCAGAGAGGUGGCUAUUUGGAACACAAGGGUGGCGACAGCGAGAUGGUGUUUUUCACCAUCAGUGAUGCCAUCAGUUAUGCCCGGAGUCUACCCUCUCACAAUGGGGACUGUGACACGAUUUGCUGA
Megalops cyprinoides (Indo-Pacific tarpon) is the source of this 2219-nucleotide messenger RNA. RefSeq names its product solute carrier family 26 member 2 (gene slc26a2). Bases 108 to 2219 code for a protein of 703 amino acids. NCBI's taxonomy places the organism in Eukaryota, Metazoa, Chordata, Actinopteri, Elopiformes, Megalopidae. The record is from RefSeq and is a predicted model, not a curated record. Gene Ontology annotation, molecular function: bicarbonate transmembrane transporter activity; secondary active sulfate transmembrane transporter activity; oxalate transmembrane transporter activity. The transcript is spliced from 4 exons. Gene Ontology annotation, cellular component: membrane. Gene Ontology annotation, biological process: transmembrane transport.